UUUAUUUAUUUCAAGCCUUCGUGAACAUAAAACGGAACUAAGUAAACAAAAGCCAUAUAGCAAAUUGUGACGUAAUGACUUGUGCGUAGACCUUUUUUGCAAUUCUUUUUGUGUUGUGAAUGUUUCUAUGUUAAAAAAGCUCCUAAAAUCACUGGGGAUUUGUUUGUACAGCUACAUGUCCUAGAUAAAUCUUGGAGACAAUACACUGGUUGACGUGCUGCAACAUUUCAUCAUUAGGGUUUUUCCUUUGCCCUGAGGAUGUGUGGAUAACGACAGUUGUCGACAUUACCAGAGAAAGAGCGUGUUUUAUUGUGCUCUAAGUUGGGUCAAAAAGGAUUGCCCAAGAUUGUGCAACCUUUGCAGUGUUUGCGAGGAUUCUAUAAUGUCAUCAAUUUGCAGUAAUUACAAGAACAGAGGCUUGUGCAAGAAAAACAGUUACAUCAAGUUGGUUUGUAAAAAGACUUGUGGGAUGUGUGGGAACCCAUCGUGUAUGGACGAAAUAUCUUCAACAAGAUGCGUAUUUCAUAAAACAAUAGGCAACUGUAAAACUAACUCGUGGAUUCAAAAGAAUUGUAAACACACUUGCGGAUUGUGCGGCACCACACCAACUUCAAAAACAACAACAACUACAGCACCCACUAAAGUUACUAGACCAACUACUGACCAGAGAAAGACGACAGUUAAAGUGUCAACUUCAACAACAACAACUUUAAAACCAACAGCAACGAAACAAACUGGAAGACCAAGCACUGCACCUCCUGGCACCUGUGGAAUUUCCUCUGUAGCUAGUGGACGGGUUAUUGCCGGUGAAGAUUCAAAACAGGGACAAUGGCCGUGGCAAGUUGCCAUGCAAAAGUAUGGUCGAUUUUUCUGUGGUGGCUCCCUGAUUGCGCCAGAUUGGGUUUUGACAGCAGCGCAUUGCGUGCAGCAAACAUCCGAAAGCUCUCUUAAAAUUAUCGCAGGUGACCUCCAUCGUUCGAAAACUUCUGGAAUGGAACAAACUGCGAAGGUGAAGUUGAUUAUCUCGCAUGCGCAAUAUCAAAAACCAACACCGCUAAAUCAUGAUAUUGCGUUAAUUAAGUUAUCAAAUGCGUUCAAGUUAAACGACAACGUACGUACAGUUUGUUUACCAAAGCAAGGUGGACAUGUUGCUGUUGGAAGCCAAUGUUACAUAUCAGGUUGGGGAAAAGUUAGUCACCCAGGAAGUUCCACGAAUAAGUUACAACACGCAGCUUUACGAAUCAUCAGCAAAACAGAAUGCAAACAAAAGAACUCCUUCUACACACCAAUCACAGACCAAAUGUUAUGUGCAGCGAACAAAGGAGCACGCCAGUCAGGUUGCCAUGGUGAUUCUGGUGGUCCUUUUGUUUGUAAGGAGAAAAAUGGAGUGUGGACAGUGCAUGGUGCUGUGAGUUGGGGCUCACCACAAUGUGAUAUUCGGGAUGCUAAUACAGUGUUCGCGAGAGUGGCAGCAUUGAGGAAUUGGAUCGAUGUGCAAAUGAAAAAGUAUAAGGAUUUGUAAUUUACAGUGUAGUAAAAAUCAUUUAGUCGCUGUAUUCCGUUUCUUAUUUUAUUUGAAAUGUGGUCAUUGAACCAAUCCACAUGA
This is a messenger RNA of Hydractinia symbiolongicarpus, 1606 nucleotides long. RefSeq names its product chymotrypsinogen A-like. Gene Ontology annotation, biological process: proteolysis. The record is from RefSeq and is a predicted model, not a curated record. Lineage: Eukaryota; Metazoa; Cnidaria; Hydrozoa; Anthoathecata; Hydractiniidae. Gene Ontology annotation, molecular function: serine-type endopeptidase activity. The transcript has 12 exons. The coding region runs from base 383 to 1522 and encodes 379 amino acids.